UUGUUAGUCUUCUUCCUCCUCCACGACCUUCUUCAGGUUCUUGCUCUAUAUAUGGCUGCCAUUGGAACGGCCAGUGACUACAACAACUACCAUUUGAGCCACAAGCAUUGGCAUUUGCGAGAGACCGAGCACGAAUCAAAACCUAUAGUAGAAGAUGAAGCUUGUUGGGGGCCAGAGGAGGCAGAGGGGGUUCGGCAAGGCCCUCAAGGAGCAGAGGGCAAGGCUCUACAUCAUCCAGCGCUGCGUCGUCAUGCUCCUGCGCUGGCACGACUGAUCUAUCGAUCGGUCCAUGCCAUGGGGAAGCUUCAUCCGACAACAUGGAUCGACCGACCAAAGUUUUGGGUUCUGGAUCUGUGCCGUGCCAGAAUGGUGCCGGCUGUUGUACAUAGAGGCGGCCAGUAUAGGGUAGUACGAGUUUGAGGUGGUAGCAGUAGGAUUCACUCUAGUGUUCACCAGUGUCUCUCCCUGACAUGUUAAUGUACAAUUACAUCAGUGUGGAAUGCCGAAUCAACCAAACAGAACAAGUCAUUCGAUCAA
This is a messenger RNA of Phragmites australis (common reed), 537 nucleotides long. RefSeq names its product small polypeptide DEVIL 4-like. The transcript has a single exon. The record is from RefSeq and is a predicted model, not a curated record. Gene Ontology annotation, biological process: negative regulation of cell population proliferation. Lineage: Eukaryota; Viridiplantae; Streptophyta; Magnoliopsida; Poales; Poaceae. Bases 155 to 274 code for a protein of 39 amino acids.